Molecule: messenger RNA, 1314 nt
Organism: Anthonomus grandis grandis
Lineage: Eukaryota; Metazoa; Arthropoda; Insecta; Coleoptera; Curculionidae
Product: malate dehydrogenase, mitochondrial-like
Exons: 6
Coding region: 133-1269 (378 amino acids)
Biological process (GO): tricarboxylic acid cycle
Cellular component (GO): cytoplasm; mitochondrion
Molecular function (GO): L-malate dehydrogenase (NAD+) activity
Source: RefSeq, a predicted model, not a curated record
UGGCUAUUUUACGAAUGUAUUAAACUGAAACAGAUCUGGGAACUUAUUGAAACCCAGUGUAAACGUUGACAAGUUUGACAACUUUUGUCAUCUUGUCAGCAUUUCAAAACUCGUAAAAAUUGUAUGUAAAUUAUGAACAUUCAAAGCAUUUUAAAGUUAAAACCAAUACUGAAACCUUACGAACUAAGAUACAAUUCAAGCACGAGCAAAUUCCAAAAAUCAGUCCAAGUAUGCAUUUUGGGGGCCAGUACCCGUUUGGGAACUUACACAAGUUUUUUAAUGAAGCAAAAUCCACUGGUAUCCAGCUUACACUUGCAAGGGUGCUUUCCGAUUGAAAAAAUCGGGAAAGAUUUGAAUUAUUUCGAUACAAGAUGUCAUGUUAAUACUUAUGCUGGCUUGGAAAAAGGCGUAUCGAAAGCAAUUAAGAGUGCUGACAUUGUCUUAAUUCUUCCAUGUGAAGAAACGAAAUCAAAUGUUACCAUCGGAGAACAAAUAAUGGCCGAAGGAAGGCGCGUAUACAACAUUGCAGCACAAUGUACAGUUUUCGCACCUAGGGCCAUUUUAGUUGUGGCCGUACCUCCUGUAUCAGUAACCAUGCCCCUUGUAUCUGAAGUAUUCAAAAAAACUAACUUUUACCAUCCUGGAAGGAUUAUUGGUUCUGCAGCUUUUGCACAGAUGAAAUCUAAUACGCUCCUUGGAAGAUUCCAAGACUUAGACCCUCAAAACUGCUAUGCUCCUAUCGUCGGAGGACCCGACAUUGAAUUGGCUGUUCCUCUGUAUAGUAUGGCAAAGCCCGUAGAAGUUUUUGGAAAAGAUGGACCACGAACUCUUACUGCUCAGUUCAGAGGAGUGAAAAAGGAUGAUCUUCCCAAAAGCUUUGGAGUACCCAAUCAAAAUAUCCACUGUGAAUUAGCUGAGAGUUACGCUCUUAAUCAGUUAAUAUCUGCAAUUGCUUUGGGGUUAUGUGGAGAUCAGUUAUCUGCGGCUAACGUAUUUAUUAGAAGUAAUAUACUUCCAACGUGCAAGUAUAUGGUUAGUACCGUCCGUUUUUCUAGAGGUGGAGCUGUACACAACUUCGGGAUCCCACAUCUUUCCAGAUUCGAACUAGAACUACUCGAAAAAGCAGCUUUGGAAUUAGCUCAGAGGGAGCAAAUGGCUCUGGACUAUCAGGAAUAUCUUGAAAACCACGGCAAAAAUUGUGAACCACCACCGUUUAGUAUCAAAGAAAAACAGGAUAAAGACUUGUUAAAACAGAAAGUAAUUCGAUAAUAUUUUAAUAAAUUUGUAAAAUAAACACGUAACACUUUUUAUUUA